Messenger RNA from Anopheles aquasalis, 1531 nucleotides. RefSeq lists its product as uncharacterized. Lineage: Eukaryota; Metazoa; Arthropoda; Insecta; Diptera; Culicidae. The record is from RefSeq and is a predicted model, not a curated record.
GGGAUGCUGUUGCAGAACGAUUUCAAUGUCUCGGCUGCCUGGCUAGCUGCUACAAAUAAAACUGUGUAUUUGAAACGGGCCGAACAGUUGAACGCUGAUAUCGACAUGAUGUAUCUCUGCAAUUUGGUGCAGAAUCUUAUUGUCGAGCGCUCAAAACCGUUAGGUGUUAUGAUCAGGAUCGCUAGCGGGGCUGCCGAAAUAUUCUCCCUCCAGGUUCAAUCGCUAAAAAAGCUUGUAGCUUCACAAACUGGUUACAUCAGGGCCACUAAGAACGUGGAUGACCGCAAGCGAAAGUCGAUCAAGGUGAGAGAAGUGGAGGUCAGAGUGUCGAGGAAGAAAAGAAAAAAGGAGGUAGCCUCUACCACCGUUCAGAACAUUGCGGAUAUUACGCUACGAGAAGAACCGUGCAUUUCGUUCUACGACGGAAAAGAGAUGAGCAACGAUUCUAGCUUCGGUUCAAUGGCAUCCAAAGAAAUUUUGGAAAUUCUGGCGCCUUUGCCCGAAUCUCAGGAGAUAAACCAAUCGUGGGUAGCAGAUCAACCAACUCUCGUAUCAUCGCAAGAGCCGAAUAGCAUUUUACAGAGCACUGCACAGAUGGAAAUGGAUGAAACUGAAUGCCGGGAUCACAUUACUUCAGUGUGUAAUCAUGAGAUGGUAAUCCAUAGCCAAUCCAAAGAUGACGCUGUUUUACCCAUCGUUCGCCAAAAACUUGAUGAGGUGAACUUGGAUGAGGUCGAACUUCCCAACGCAAAUGAACCCCACACCAUCCUUGGUAAAGAAAAUGUUGCCUGUAAUUCUAGGGAAGAAAGCCAUGUGCCUCAGCAGAGCACUUUAGUUGAAUCCUACGAAGUACAGGAUGAAGUUAAGUUUCCGGAUAGAAAACGAAAAGUAAAUUGCUCUAAUAAGAUUGCCUUCAAGCGUUACAAAAACUGGUUAUCAACUUCUGUGACCACACAAAGAUGUACUCAUCCCAAGUUCGACGUGGCAGUGAUCAAACGCGAAAAAAGAGAUUUAAAUGUGAUAUUCCGCCAACCGCUGCGGCGGUCAGUCUUGGGACAUUUGUUUGAAAGGAAUGCAGUUCUCGAAAGGAUACCAACUGUAGAGGGAUAUACAUAUGCAAGCAGACGGCCAUCUACAACCAAAAGACAGACACGUGCCAAUUCCACGCAACCUGAUAUUACUAAUUUUGUUCACGAACAAGGAUCUCUAGAUGUUUCGCCGCCAGAACCCAUCCGAGAUGAUUCUCAAACUGCGACGAUUGAAGAAACUGCUAAUGGUUCCAUUUCGGUUGAAGAAAUGUUGAGCUUAUUGAGCAGCUUCUGGGAUGAAGUGUCGAGCCCGUUUCCUUUUGAAAACAUGCAUCAACACAUCCAGACAAAACUAAUGGCCGCUUCUAUGUUCUUCAGCGUUUUGUCACUCACUGCAAAAGGGAUCAUUCUUACAUCGAAGGACGAAAACGGUAGCCCAACCUAUAUCGAAAAGGGUCCUAAUUGGCGCACGAUCAUUUGAAAUGGAUCAUCUUUUGGCAUCA